AUGGUCACACCUUGCAUUGGCGCGCUUUGCCCUCAGGCUGGCCCCAACGCUGCUGCCAACGGACCUGCUUAUAACGAGGCAGCUGUUAACGAGUCCGGAGAGCCUGCCGCUGAGCAUGGCACUGACGAUUUGCGCGCGUGCGAGCAUAAGCAUGCACAGACGCGGGCGGAUGGGGGGAAUGAGCGCAUGCAAGCGCAUCAGCUUGUGGCGAGUACAGAGUGUACCUGUGGGCAUGAGCUUGUGCGUGGCUGUAAGGUUGCUGCAGGGACGCAGAGUGUUGAAGGGGAGGGCGCACAAGGGGAGGGCGCAAAGGGGGGGAGCUGCGGUGGCUGUGGUGAGCAGGCGGAUGUGUUGGCGGAGCUACUGGGGGGAGGCCUGGGGAAACUGAGCGCAGGGGAAGUGGGGGAGGCGGGGACGAAGAGAGAGCGGGAGAUUGCUGGGAGGGGUGGAGAAGGGGACGGGAAGGGGGAAAGCGAGAAGGGGAGGGGCAUGGGGAAUGCGGGGCAGGGGGGCGGAGAAGGGAAGAGGAGCGAAGAAGGGAAGGGAGGGGGAGAGAAGAAAGGGGGCGCAGAGGGGAAGGGUGGCGGAGAAGGGAAUGGAGGUGCAGAGGGGAUGGGGGGCGGAGUGCACGAGAGGGUGGAUAGUCCGAGGGGGGAUGUGAAGAGGAGGGAGGUGCGGUGGAAGGGUAGGGGUGUGGGCGUGGGGGGGACGAGUUCUGUGAGUAGGGUGAGGGGCGGCGAGGCGAGUGAGGGGAGGAGUGUGGGCGUGAACUUGUAUGAAAGGGCAACCGCAGCUGACUUUGUCAACAGGAAGCAGAUCGGCUCUGGACGGUCAGUAUGGGGGAUCGGGGGAGCGGGGGGAGGGAGGAAGAAAGGGAGAGGGAGGGAGGGAGGGAGGAAAUGGAAUGCAGUCGUGUAUGCGGCCUCGUGCGCUAUAACGGGUCGCAAGGUGGCUGUUAAGGCGUACGUCAAGUCAGCUCUAAGUGCCCUGGACCGGCACAGGAUCAACCGAGAGGUGGCACUGCUAAUGACUCUUAAUCACGAGCACAUCAUUCAGUGGCUGGGUCACUUCGAGGACGCACAAUGCGUGUACAUAGUGCAGGAGUGGGCGUCAGGGGGGGACCUGUUUGAAGAGCUGAGGGCGAGUGGGGGGCACAUGGGAGAGGCGCGCAUAGCCAAGCACAUCCUGCUGCCGCUGAUCGCAGCACUGCACCACAUGCACACCAAAGGAGUGGUGCACCGGGAUUUGAAGCCGGAGAAUCUACUUUUGACAUUCCACGGUACUCUCAAGGUGUGUGACUUCGGCCUUGCAAUCAAUAUGAAGGAAGAGCGCCCUGCCAGCCGCCUGGGCACCCUUCAGUACAUGGCACCCGAGGUGGUGCAGAUGGCACGGGGGCAGCGUGGGCGAGGGGGGCAGGGGGGGAGGGGCAAGAGCGAGGAGAAGAGAGGGGAGAUGGAAAAGCCGAGAGGGGCGGCAGCAGGCCAUGGGCAGGUGGUGGGUGGCGCUGGUGGUGCGGUUACAGUUAGUGGUACGGAGGGUAAGCCUGGCGCUUCUCCAAUGCUACAAGGGGCGUAUGAUGAGAAGGUGGAUAUCUGGGCAUGUGGAGUGCUGGUGUACGAGCUGGUGAUGGGCCAUCCACCCUUUGAGGGCGCAUCCGACAUGCACACAGCCGCCAACAUCAUGCACCGGGAGCUCGUUCCUGAUGCUCUGCCCCAUGGGAUGUCGCCUGCAUGCAGAGACUUCAUCUGCCGAGUGCUUUGCAAGAACCCUUCCGAUCGUCCCUCGCUGCUUCAAAUGCUCGACCACCCCUUUGUAUCGGGGCAUUGCCGGGGCCGGCCUCUUUUCAAGGAGCCCAUCAGCACGUCUCGGCAUCUUUCCCCCCACUCGUUUUCCUCCCUCAUCUCCCCUGCCUCCACCUCCCCUUUUAGCCUCCAUCUCUUCUCCCUGUGCCUCUACACCCACGUCCUCGUUAUUGUCACCUGCAUCAGGAUCACCACCAGCAUCACCCCCUCGCACUCUGACGACCUCCCUGCCUAG
Closterium sp. Naga37s-1 is the source of this 2037-nucleotide messenger RNA. NCBI's taxonomy places the organism in Eukaryota, Viridiplantae, Streptophyta, Zygnematophyceae, Desmidiales, Closteriaceae. The record is from the annotation of a GenBank genome assembly.